Molecule: messenger RNA, 1169 nt
Organism: Pelmatolapia mariae (spotted tilapia)
Lineage: Eukaryota; Metazoa; Chordata; Actinopteri; Cichliformes; Cichlidae
Gene: mrpl13
Product: mitochondrial ribosomal protein L13
Exons: 7
Coding region: 74-613 (179 amino acids)
Biological process (GO): translation; negative regulation of translation
Cellular component (GO): mitochondrial large ribosomal subunit; ribosome
Molecular function (GO): structural constituent of ribosome; mRNA binding
Source: RefSeq, a predicted model, not a curated record
CAUAAUUUCGUAGCGGACCGAAGCUCACGUUGGGGUCAACUAUUUAGAGGAUGCGCUAGUAGUUUAAUCUAAAAUGUCCAGUUUCUCCAGAUCUGCACAGCAAUGGGCGACCUUUGCCCGUUCCUGGUUCCUGAUUGAUGCCAGGAUGCAGCCGCCUGGGAAGAUUGCAGCUAUGUGUUCUAUUAGAUUACAGGGGAAACACAAACCUAUCUACCAUGCUCUGAGUGACUGUGGUGACCAUGUGGUGGUAAUAAACAGCAAACACAUAGCUUUCUCUGGGAACAAAUGGGAACAGAAAGUCUACUCAUCACACACGGGGUACCCUGGUGGAUUCAAACAAGUCACAGCUGCUCAGCUCCAUCAUAAGGACCCAAAAGCUAUCGUAAGGUUAGCAGUUUACGGCAUGCUGCCUCGGAACCUGCACCGGCGCACCAUGAUGCAGCGAUUACACAUCUUUCCUGAAGAUGAGCUGCCAUAUGACAUUCAAGCCAACCUGACAGAGGAGCUGCCUCAGCCCAGAGAAAUACCGAGGAAGCUCAGCGAGUACACUCAGGAGGAAAUAGAUGCCUUCCCCAGGCUGUGGACACCACCUGAAGACUACAAGAUGAAAUGAAGGCUGCCCAAUGAGACCGAGAAAGGGAGGGGAAAAAAAGGUCUUAUAUCAACACAACGCUGAAAGCAGCACCAUCCUCUGCUAUUGAUUUGUGUAAAUUUAGCCCGCAGUUUAUGCCUGCAGAACUGGCAUCAAAGCUCGACAGCACUUAACAUAACAUAGAUGCCAAGAACAUCAACAUUAUCCUACCAGGGGAACCUCUCUGUCGCUCCUGUCGGCUCCAGCGCGACCGCGGUGGGCCUGAAUUAUCCAAGGACAGCUUGAGAUUUCACCAUGUGGCUCAGCUGUGAGAAAAAUCAGAUUCUGUGGGUUUUUCCUCUGAUUACACACCAUGAAAUGAUCCGAUCUGGUCCAUUAAAAGUGGCAUCUGUUAGAGCUGAUCCUGCCUUUAAAGGCUUGUGGAUGCACAGUGAAACCAGUUAAUGUGUUACUAUAUGAGAAUCCCAAAAUGUUAACUUGAUCACGGCUGCUUUUUUUUUGGUUAUUAAGUUUCCAUCGAUAAAUCUGUUCCCCUUUUAAGUGAAUUGUAAAAAGGCUAAUAAACAGUUUAACGAAC